Molecule: messenger RNA, 1281 nt
Organism: Aspergillus puulaauensis
Lineage: Eukaryota; Fungi; Ascomycota; Eurotiomycetes; Eurotiales; Aspergillaceae
Exons: 6
Coding region: 1-1281 (426 amino acids)
Biological process (GO): transmembrane transport; metal ion transport
Cellular component (GO): membrane
Molecular function (GO): cobalt ion binding; cobalt ion transmembrane transporter activity; magnesium ion transmembrane transporter activity
Source: RefSeq, a predicted model, not a curated record
AUGGACGAAGUAUUCAAUGAUCCGACAGUUCUUGAGGGCUGCAUUCUGGAGAAGAAUAGACUGGGAGCUCGCUCGGUCGCCGACAUCCGCAUCCAGGCUCUGGACUGGGUUGACGGCGCUGAUUAUCCAGUCGCCCAGAGUCUGUCUAUUGGGCAGCUGGCAAACUCUAGGCCGCCGCUUAGGAUCAUAUUCCCGCAAAAUGCGCGAGACGAUGGCCUGUUAUGGCUGGUGCAACACUACUCCAUCCCAACGGCAUUUCUGGAGGGAGAAUAUCGCGCAGUGACUCAUUCAUUUGGGUCAUUGGAUACAAAUGACGGAUACAGAUGCUGCUGGUUCAACUAUCUCUGCAAAAACAUCACAGUCAUCCCGGGGCCAGAACCAGUCAUCGCAGACCCCAGGAUAAAAAACCGAAACAAAAUCACGCAAAGUGACUUUACAUGGAUGAAAUCGGCAUUCUUCCUGCGAUGGCCGAUUGACCUGACUGCUUCCCCAGGUGUGACUCUAAUAUGUUUGGGAGGGCACAUGGUGAUAAACCGCCUGCAAACUCUCUCUUACAGUGCUGUAAAAAAUGGAAUUAUACACGAUCCACUGAGUUUGUUCGUCGUGAUACUAAACCGACUGUCGGCACAUAUGAAUAACGCGGUGUGGGAUCUAUCAAAAGUGUUUGCAGGGAUUGAGACUAAAGCACUCGGAUUGAGCCAUGACAGGGAAUCGUUUACUGGCCUGCACAAUAUUUCAAAGCACGUCAUAUUCCUCCAGGAGAGCUCAGAAGCGGCUCUUGAGACAGUGAAGAAUCUAUCUCGCCACCACGAGGACCUCUCACCGAAAACUACAUCUGAAGAGCAGGCCGCUGGCAAGGCAACGAGGCGGACUAUUGCACAGGUCGAGGCGGAAUUCAAAGGCGUCAAGCUGCGCCUCAGGAGUCUGGAUAGACGCAUGCAAAACGUGAUUGCCUUGUCAUUCCAUCUUGUCACCCAAGAGGGGAACGAGUUCCUCCAAGCAGACAGCAGCACCAUGGCGACCAUCGCGUUCGUCACCCUAGUGUUCUUGCCCAUCACCACCGUAUCUACAAUCUUUGGUAGUCAAUUUUUCAAUGUAGCCGACGACAACUCCGCCAUCGAGGUGUCAAAGGACUUUUGGAUCUUCUGGGUAGUUUCGAUCCCGCUAACACUUAUUGUCCUGCUGGGAUGGACGCUGUGGCGGAAGCGCGGACUCGUGGCAAACCACGCCGCCUGGAUGCGUGCACUGCGGCCAUUUGCACAGGAAAAAGGAGGCAACUGA